CUGAGCAAGUUCUGCUAGGCUUGGGAUUUACAUGUGUAGGAUUGCACUGGGAAUAUUAAUCCGUUUGAAACGAUCCUCAGAUGUGGAAGAGCAAAACAGAGAAGAGAUUAUUAGGGUGACUCUUCCUGGCAAACUUUUUAGAUCUUGGAAGUGGGUGUGUAUUGACACACACAAAUUGGCAUCAGCACAUGUGCUGUAAAGUGAUGGAGUUAGCCGUUUCUUCCCUCAUCAUGGAAGAUCUACUAAAAACCAUCCUCCCAAAUCUGCUACUUUCAGUGAGAAAACAUACAGCUAGUGAAGAUUUUCACUAUUUUUCUGAUGAAUAAAUAAAUUGGUCUCCAGUUUUCCCUUCUGUUAAAAUGAUACAGUUACAAUAAGGUUAUAUUUAUAUACCUUAUAAGCUUUAUAAAGUUAUAUUUAGUUCAGGCUAAGUGUUUGCCCAUAUAGCUCCUAAGUUAUUUUUGUUUUUUUAUAAUGUAAAGCAUGCAUAACACUUACGUAAAAUAAUAUAAACCAUUAAUACAAUGCCAACAGUGCAAUUAACUGGCACUAUUUCAGAUGAACAUGGGAUUCUAGUAUUCUAAGUAUAAGAACGAAUGUAAAAUAAGCAUAAGUAUGUUUCACUAAGUUAUUGAAUACUUUAUAGGUUGAAAGAUUUGCUUUGGACUAAACAUAUGUGGUAAUAAUCUACACAAGAAGUUAGAGUAGUUAGAGUUACCAAACUCAUGAAUGGCCAAUGGCUUUCUCAUGGAAGUAUGUGUUGAUUCAGUGGAAUCUGCCAUUAACGCUGAAAGAGGAGGUGCUGGUCGCCUUGAAUUAUGUGCCAAUCUGAUGGAGGGUGGAACUACACCAAGUAUUGGUAUUUUGCAAGUAGUGAAGCAAUGCACAAGAAUCCCCAUAUUUGUAAUGAUCCGCCCCCGUGGUGGGGAUUUCCUCUACUCUGAUCGGGAAACAGAGGUGAUGAAAGCUGAUAUCCAAUUUGCCAAGCAGUAUGGAGCAGAUGGGCUGGUAUUUGGAGCUUUAACUGAGGAUGGCUAUGUAGACACAGAACUCUGCACAGAACUGCUUGCUGCUGCUCGCCCUUUGCCAGUCACCUUCCACAGAGCUUUUGACAUGGUGUGUGAUCCUGUAACAGCCAUGGAAACACUGAUAUCCAUAGGUUUUGAACGGGUGCUAACUAGUGGUUGUGACAGCUCUGCCCUGGAGGGGCUGCCCUUGAUUAAGCGACUGAUAGAACAGGCAAAGGGCAGGAUUAUUAUUGUACCAGGGGGAGGCAUAACAGAGAGAAACCUACAAAGAAUUUUAGAAGGUUCUGGUGCUUCUGAGUUUCACUGCUCGGCUCGCUCAGCCAAAAACUCAGGCAUGAAGUUCAGAAACUCCAGUGUUAAGAUGGGAACCUCCCUCUCUACACCUGAGCAUUCUAGCAUGGUGGCAGAUGUGACUAAAGUGAGGACCCUGAAUGCCAUUGCAAAGAACGUCCUGUAGAAAAAGAAGAGGAUACGGGACAGGAAGACCUACUAUCCCCUGACUUCCCUGUUCCUUAAGUGUAGACAUUUCAGUAGUAUUUGGAUCAGUCUAAAGAAGAUGCCGAUGUGUGUUUUUCUCCUCUUCCCACUCCCUAGUCUUCGUUCAAGCAGUCUUUUCACUAAAUAGUGUGACAUCAUUUGUCUGUGAGGAGCAAACUCUAGCGAGACGUGAUACUAGCUAAAGAGGCAUUCAUCACUGGGUGAAACUCGUUUAGACUUUUACUUUUCAAAUAAAUGAUGAAGCUGAUUUUCA
Molecule: messenger RNA, 1779 nt
Organism: Pantherophis guttatus
Lineage: Eukaryota; Metazoa; Chordata; Lepidosauria; Squamata; Colubridae
Gene: CUTC
Product: cutC copper transporter
Molecular function (GO): copper ion binding
Source: RefSeq, a predicted model, not a curated record